Molecule: messenger RNA, 630 nt
Organism: Penaeus chinensis
Lineage: Eukaryota; Metazoa; Arthropoda; Malacostraca; Decapoda; Penaeidae
Product: pupal cuticle protein 36a-like
Exons: 2
Coding region: 1-630 (209 amino acids)
Source: RefSeq, a predicted model, not a curated record
AUGAAGCUUUUGACUUUUAUAGCUGCAGCUGUGGUGAUAGCGUCUGCUGAUUUCCAAAGCUAUAACCCAGGAGGGCACGGUUUUGGAGGUUCAGGAGCAGGCUUUGGAGGAGGCUCAGGCUCAGGAUUUGGAGGAGGUUCGGGUUUUGUUUCAGGAGGAUGCGGUCCCGGACAGGUGUUCCAUGCUGGCAGAUGUGUCACUCCACGCGAGAACCGCAAAGUCUAUUUAUACAACGCACCACCCGCACCUUCAGUUCCCCACGGUCCUCCACCAUACAUCCCUGAGCCAACCAUUGACACGAAUAUCGUAUUCAUCCAAACACCCGAAGAAGGUCCGGGACCAGAUCCUAUCGUCAUACCUCCACCACAGACGCGAAGCGUUGUCUAUGUUCUUAACAAACAGACACAAGAGCAGCAGGAUGUGAUCGAAGUCCCAGCACCUCCAGCAACCAGCCCUGAAGUUUACUUCGUGAACUACGCUGAUGGCGAGAACCCAGUUCUUCCAAGCGGCGUUGAUCUUCAAAGCGCCUUGAAUGCAGCUUCCCAAGGGGGCGGUCAAGUGAUUGGAGGAGGGGCCGGAGCCAGCGGUGGAGGAAGCGGUGGUUUCGUAAGCAGCGGGGGGGAUUGGUGA